This is a messenger RNA of Perognathus longimembris pacificus (Pacific pocket mouse), 1481 nucleotides long. RefSeq names its product VPS37D subunit of ESCRT-I (gene Vps37d). Lineage: Eukaryota; Metazoa; Chordata; Mammalia; Rodentia; Heteromyidae. Gene Ontology annotation, biological process: protein targeting to vacuole; protein targeting to membrane; ubiquitin-dependent protein catabolic process via the multivesicular body sorting pathway. The transcript has 4 exons. The record is from RefSeq and is a predicted model, not a curated record. The coding region runs from base 13 to 789 and encodes 258 amino acids. Gene Ontology annotation, cellular component: ESCRT I complex.
CGGGCGGGCGGGAUGUACCGGGCCCGGGCGGCGCGGGCGGGGCCGGAGCCCGGCAGCCCGGGGCGCUUUGGGAUCCUCAGCACCGGGCAGCUGCGGGACCUGCUCCAGGACGAGCCCAAGCUGGACCGGAUCGUGCGGCUCAGCCGGAAGUUCCAGGGUCUGCAGUUGGAGCGAGAGGCGUGCCUGGCCUCCAACUAUGCACUGGCCAAGGAGAACCUGGCCCUGCGGCCUCGCCUGGAGAUGGGCCGGACAGCCCUGGCCAUCAAGUACCAGGAGCUUCGAGAGGUGGCAGAAAACUGCGCCGACAAGCUACAGCGGCUGGAGGAGAGCACACAUCGCUGGAGCCCCCACUGUGCGCUGGGCUGGCUGCAGGCGGAGCUGGAAGAGGCCGAGCAGGAUGCUGAGCUGCCUUUCUCCCCUUUGCAGGUGCAGAUGGAGCAGCUGCUGCUGGGGGAGCAGAGCCUGGAGGCCUUCCUGCCUGCCUUCCAGCGAGGCCGGGCCCUGGCACACCUGAGGCGAACGCAGGCUGAAAAACUGCAGGAGCUGCUGCGGCGCCGCGAGCGCCCCCCCCAGCCAGCCCCCACGGCAGCUCCAGAUGCCCCCAAACCGUUCCCACCCGCAGCUGUCCUGCCCACUGGGGCUGCCCGGGGGCCACCAGCUGCACCCCGGAGCCUGCCCCCUUUGGACUCCCGCCCAGUGCCCCCUCUGAAGGGCUCCCCCGGGGGCCCCCUGGGCCCAGCUCCUCUGCUGAGCCCUCGGCCUUCGCAGCCAGAGCCCCCCCAUCGGUAGGGUCUGGGGUGUGGCCCCCCUAUGGGGGCCCAGACAAACUUGAUUAGUGGCUCCUCCUCCCCCCCCUCUGCCUGGGUGGGGGGAGGGGCAGGCCCCUCCCCCUGGCCUCUGGCAGGCCCUGGCCCUGGAGGCCAUGCUGGGGAGGAGGGUCUCCCCAAGAGGCCCACUGAGGGCUGGGGGUGGGUGGGCGCUGAGGAAACUGCCUUUUUGGUCUCCCUGGCUGGGGCCUCCAGGGUGAGGGACCAGCCCCAUGACAGAUCCACUCACCUGUGGAGGCCAGGGAAGGUGCGCACCUCCCUGGGCCCUGCCAGGGCACCCGUGGCACCCUACGUUUCUGCUGGGCUCAAGCAGUGCCAAGGCUAAGGCAGACAGGACUGCCCCUCCUGGGCCUGAGCCCACCUUUCCCCCAAUUCUGGGGCCCACCGCCUAGGAGCCGGGUGGUUAGCCCCCAGUGUGACGUGGCCCCCAGGCCUCUGCGGGCACUACCCAAGCUGCAGAGCCUAGGGCAAGGUAGGCCAGGACCUCUGACCUGCACAGGGUAGAGUGGGUCGUCCCCAGGAAAGACCGAUCUGUAUUUUUCUGUCCCUGUCUCCUUAGAAUGGAAGCUUUUUGAGGGCAGGUCCUUGUGUUUGUAUGUUCUGUCCCCAGCCCCGCCUCCCAGGGGCCGUCAAUAAAUGUGUUGAUGAAGAUGA